Messenger RNA from Triticum turgidum subsp. durum (durum wheat), 4683 nucleotides. NCBI's taxonomy places the organism in Eukaryota, Viridiplantae, Streptophyta, Magnoliopsida, Poales, Poaceae. The record is from the annotation of a GenBank genome assembly.
AUGGACACCGCCAUCGGUGCCGCAAAGUGGGUGCUGGGCAAGGCGCUGGCCCCCGUCACGGAUGGCUUGCUGGAGGCCUGGGCGGCUAGCGCCAAUCUCGAUCACAACAUCGACGCCCUCAAGAUGGAGCUGCUGUAUGCGCAUGGGAUGCUCGAGAACGCGCAGGGCAGGGGCGUCCGUGGCGUCGCGCUCAAGGAGCUCCUGCGCAAGCUCGAGCAGCUGGCGUACGGGGCAGAUGAUGUGCUGGAUGAGCUGGAGUACUUCCGCAUCCACGACGCCCUUCAUGGAACCUACCAUGCCGCCGACGUGAAUGCCGUGGGUUCCGUCCAUGCCAUCCGCAUCAAUGCUGAACACACGGCAAGGCAUGUCACCAGCAAACUCUUGGGUGCUCCUAGCCAUGGUGGUGACCAAGAAAGUGAUCCUAGUGAUCACCAAGAAAGUGAUCCCGGUGAACACCAAGAAAAUGAUGGCAAGCAACGAUGCCUCUCUGGCAUACGCUUGUGUGGCAGGCGGGGCAUCAGCUCCUCGUCACCGACGCCCGCCAACAAGGGGGGUGUCAAGAAGGUUGAUGGCAGAUGCAUGCCCAAGGUCAUCUCAAGUGCUCGCAACGCUGCCCACACAUUCGGUAAACACUUUCCAUGCUACUCUCCUAUAUCUGCCCACCAUGAUAAUCCUCAAGCCCAUGUGACUGUUCAAACCAAAAAUGAUGAUCCUCAAGCUAUCAUGCCGGAGCUUGCAAACCAUAGCGAUUGCGAAGAAUUGAAGUUUAAUAGGGUCCAAAUGUCUCAAAUGAUGAUGGACAUGGUAGUGCAGCUAAAGGAAGUAUGUGCUAAGGUCUCCAUAAUUCUUAAUCUAAAUUUGUUGGGCUCCAACUGCACUCACACCAAAGAAAUUGCUAUAAACAGAUCCAAAACCACAUCAGAGAUUGUAGAACCUGAUUUUUACGGGAGGGAUGACCAAAAGAAGAAAAUUGUAGAUGUCAUUAAUAGUCACGAGUACUCUUUCAGUCAACUUAACGUGCUUCCAAUUUUUGGAAUUGGGGGUAUUGGAAAAACAACUUUUACGCAACACAUAUGCCAAGAAAUGAGUAGCUAUUUCCAGGCUUCAAUUUGGGUAUGUGUCUCUCUUGAUUUCAGUGCAGAUAGGUUGGCACAAGAGAUAGUCAACAAAAUCGCUAAAGUUGAUGGUGAAAAGAAGAAUGCUAGUGCCGAAGAACUUAUCCAACAAAGAUUAAAAGGUAAGAGGUUUUUACUCGUCUUGGAUGAUAUGUGGACAUAUCGAGAGGAUGAGUGGAAAAAACUAAUAGCACCUUUGAAAAAGGUUGAGUCCAAGGGUAAUUUCAUUAUAGUCACAACUCGAAUACCAAUGGUAGCAGAAAUGGUUAAGACAACCAAUUGUGAACUAGAACUGGAAAGACUAGAUGAUGCAGAUACCAUGCGUUUCUUUGAAGCAUGUGUAUUUGGUAAUGAGCUAGAACCAUGGGGAAAACAUCCUGCUGCAUUACAUGAAACUGGUCAUGAAGUAGUGCGCCAUUUGAAAGGUUCCCCUCUUGCAACUAAAACUGUAGGUAGAUUACUACGAAACCAACUUACUUUGGACCAUUGGAAAAGAGUUCUAGAAAGCAAAGAAUGGGAAUUAGAAACCAGUGAGAGUGACAUCAUGCCAGCCCUCAAACUUAGCUAUGAUUUUCUCCCUUUCCAUUUAAAACAGUUGUUUGUGUAUUGUGCUUUAUUUCCCGAAGAUUACGAAUUUGAUACCAAGGAGUUAGUUCAAUUGUGGAUAGGACUAGGUAUUUUGCAUCCAUUUGACCAGAAUAGAAGAACUGAAGAUGUUGGACUAGACCAUUUGCAUGAGUUGGUCAAUUACGGAUUUUUCAAAAAAAACAAAAAAGAAGAUGGUCGUUAUUUUUAUGUUGUUCAUGAUCUAUUGCAUGAAUUGGCCACAAAGGUAUCGUCAGAUGAGUGUGUUAGCAUAUGUAGUUCUAAUGUCAGGUCCAUACACAUCUCCCCAUCUGUACGUCACUUAUCCAUAAUUGUAGAUGAUAAAGAUGUUGAUGAUAGAAUGACUUUCGGUGACUAUAAAGAUGAUUUGAGUGCAUUAGGGAAAAGAUUAAAAGUUGAAAACCUACGUACUCUGAUGGUGUUUGGGCGAUACCAUGGUAGCUUCACGAAGACCUUUGCUCAUCUAUUUAAAAAAGCUAAAGCCCUUCGUACUAUUUUUCUAUCUGGAGCAUCAUACUCUAUAGAGGACAUUCUGCAUAAUUUUUCAGAAACCAUCCAUCUUCGUUACCUAAGGAUCGAGCCAAGCGAUGAUAGAUGCAACAUCGACUUACCGAGUAUGUUGUUCAGAUUUUAUCAUCUAGAGAUAAUAAAUUUUGAAAAGUGGAACGACCCUGUUUCAAUAAAACAUAUCACCAACCUGGUAAAGCUUCGUCAUUUUAUUGUGCCAGAAAAUAUGCCUCAAGUUCAUUCUGACAUAUCUGAGGUGGGAAAACUUAAACUGCUUUCAGAAUUAAGAAGAUUUCAAGUUCGAAAUGAUUGUACUGGUUUCGAAAUAAGUCAGCUCACGCAGUUAACAGAGUUGGGAGGGUCACUUGGCAUCUAUAAUCUUGAAAAGGUGCCAAAAAAGGGGGGCCGGGAUAAGGAAAUAAGACCAAUACAUAGGAACCACUUGCGUGAACUAACAUUAGAGUGGGAUGUGGAACGAUCUAACAGGGAACCAACAAGAGAAGAAAAUGUUAUUGAAAAUCUUGUACCACAUAGUGACCUUCGAGAUCUGUGCAUUACAGGACACGGAGGUACUAGUUGCCCAAGAUGGCUAGGUGAUAACCUCUUGGUCAAAAAUUUGGAAUCUCUUCACUUGGCUAAUGUAUCUUGGAAAACUUUUCCACCAUUAGGAGAGUUCUGGUCGGUCCAUGAGCCCCAUGGUGAGUGCAAGGGUUGCAUCGCAAGCCCAAGCUUUCAAAAAAAUUGUCUCAAAAAACAAGGCUUUCAAAAUUUGAAAAGGCUAGUGUUUGUUAAGAUACCAAAACUGAAAAGGUGGGCUGGAAAUCAAAAUUGUGGCUUCUUCCUCCACCUGGAAGUGGUCAUUAUUGAAGACUGCCCUGAACUUAUAGAGUUGCCGUUUUCAUGUUCUACUUGCUCUCAGCCAGAGCAGGAAGGAGAGAACAUGACUUGGUUCCCUAGACUAAGAAAGCUCAGGAUUGUAGGAUGCCCAAAGCUGAGGACAAUGCCUGCUAUCCCCUGGACUGAUAGUCUAUGCUCCAUUGAGAUAGAACAAACAGGCUCAAUUGAGGAGCUCACUUACUCAGAACCAAAAUUAAGUUUGGACAUUUACGCAGCGGAUGGUACAAGUAGCUUGUUUCCGAAAGAGUUGGCUUUCUGUAAUUUGAGUGCACUAAAAAUAUUGAAUCUACACAAUUGCCCUCCUUUGCCGUUGGAUAAAAUCCAAAUGCUAACAUCUCUGCGGGAGCUCACUAUAAGUGGUCGGUCGAGUAUUGUCCUGUCUCCAGUCGGAGGCGAGGGCCAUGUCCUGUGCCAGGUUCCAGUUGAAAACCUCACAAUUUAUGGAAGUGGUGCUAGCGGGAAAGAAUUGACUCAACUGCUCUCUCAUUUUCCGAAGCUCACCGGCCUGGCCAUAUAUGAUUGCGAAAAGAUAACAGAACUUGGUGUGUCAGAGCGGCAGAGUGGAGCACAGCAGCAAGAGACAAAAGAAGAGGAGGAAAUAGUGGCGACGGCAGAAGGAGGACUGCUGCUCUUGCCUACCCAACUACAGAAGCUGAUAGUCGAAAAUUGCCAUGAGCUGAGAAUAGUCCCCAAUUUAGGGGGCGACAACAACGAAGCAGCAGGAGGUCUCCAGCGUCUACACUCCCUCCGCCAAGUGCGCGCAGGUUGCCCCAAGUUGCUUUUCUCCUAUUCGGGCUCGAGCUCCUCGUCUUGUUUCCCUUUCCCGGCCUCCCUUGAAAAACUCUGCCUAUCCAAUCUUAAAGAAUUCAACAAUCUGGCCCUCACAAACCUAUCCAACCUGGAAGAACUCGAGCUUUGGGGCAUGGAGGACCUCACAAACCUAAGCGUCAGCCGUUCCUCAAAACUACAUACCCUAUCCAUAUAUAACUCCCCAGGAGUUCUUCCUGUGUCCAUCUGCAGCCUCAUCUCCACCUCUCUCACCAAAUUGAGCAUUUAUGGUUGCAAAGAGGUGGAGCCCAUCCCAGGAGAGGCCCUCCUGGUUCUCACCUCCCUCCAAGAGCUCGCAUUUGGUUACUGCCAGAAAUUGCAGUUCCUCCCUGCAGGACUACAUACACUUGCCAGCAUCAACUACUUGUGUAUCUUUGAAUGCACAUCCCUCCAGUCGCUGCCCAAGGACUGCCUCCCGAGUUGUCUGCAGAGAUUACAGAUCUCCAAUUGUCCUGAGCUGGAAUUGCUUCCCACUUUUUCGGACGGCCUCCGAACUUCUCUGCAAAAAUUGGAGAUCGCGAAUUGUCCUGCCAUAAAAUCAGUGCCCAAGGACGCCCUCCCGAGUUCUCUGCAGGAAUUACUGAUCCGGGAGUGUCCUGAAAUCAAAUCGCUUCACAAGGAUGGGCUUCCCAAAUCCCUGCGAGCACUACAUGUCCGUGAUUCCGAAAGCGAGGAGCUUAAAAGGCAGUGCCGCAGCUUGAUAGGGACAAUUCCAGUAAUCAUGGCCUGA